Messenger RNA from Osmia lignaria (orchard mason bee), 3136 nucleotides. RefSeq names its product WD repeat domain 24 (gene Wdr24). The record is from RefSeq and is a predicted model, not a curated record. Lineage: Eukaryota; Metazoa; Arthropoda; Insecta; Hymenoptera; Megachilidae. Gene Ontology annotation, molecular function: protein binding. Gene Ontology annotation, cellular component: cytosol; vacuolar membrane; GATOR2 complex. Gene Ontology annotation, biological process: cellular response to amino acid starvation; positive regulation of macroautophagy; positive regulation of TORC1 signaling.
AAUAACAAUAAUAUGUUUUAUUAACGUUGUUUUCUCAACAUUAUAUGGCUAUGCAGUGCAAUUUUCAUUUAAUAAUGUAUUUUCUGCAUUUUUGUUAGUUUCAAAAAUCAUUGAAAGCAAUAAUUAAUGGUUUGUCCCUACAUAAAAACGUACCUUGAACUGAUGUUCGUUUGUUUUGUGUAUUGAAAUAGUCAGAUUGUUUUAUAGUCUACAAAAGAAUCCUAUUUGUAAAGCAAUGUUUAAAUAAAGAUUAACAUUAUUUGUAUAUAUAUGUCAUCUGUAAUUAAUAAACUUGGAAUUACUGUAUUAUAACCGGUUAUGAUUAAGAAAAUUCCGAAAUGAUUUCCAAAACUGUGUGCAUUACACAGGAAGGUCCAGCAAAUGCAUUAGCACUUAACAAAGAUAAUAGUCAAGUUGUUAUAGCUGGACGUAAUGUUUUCAAAAUAUUUACAUUGUUAGAAGAUAGAUUUGAAGAAGCUUGUAAUUUGCGAGUUGGAAAGAAUUUGAAUUUAAAUUUUUCUUGCAACGAUGUUGCUUGGAAUCUCAUUGAUGAUCAUAUAUUAGCAACAGCUGCUACAAAUGGUGCAGUAGUAGUUUGGAAUUUGAAUAAGGCAUCUAGGUCCAAGCAAGAACAUGUUUUUAUUGAUCACAAAAGAACAGUAAACAAAGUAAGUUUUCAUAUGACAGAACCUAUGUGGCUAAUAUCUGGUUCUCAAGAUGGUACUAUGAAAUGUUUUGAUUUAAGAAUAAAAGAAGCCACUAGAACUUUUUAUAGUAACACAGAAUCGGUACGCGAUGUACAGUUCUGUCCACAUUCACCGCAUACUUUUGCUGCUGUUUCUGAAAAUGGCCAUGUACAACAAUGGGACUUACGUAAACCAGAGAGAUACUUUCAACAUUUCACUGCUCAUAGUGGUCCCAUAUUUGCUUGUGAUUGGCAUCCUGAAACUACCUGGCUUGCAACUGCUUCCAGAGAUAAAACUAUUAAGGUUUGGGACUUAUUAGGUAAGCCUAGUUGCGAUUACGUUAUACAUACGAUAGCAUCGGUAGGUCGAAUUAAAUGGAGACCGCAAAGAAAGUACCAUAUAUCCAGCUGUGCUCUUGUCGUGGAUUGCAGUAUAAAUGUAUGGGAUAUCCGCAGACCGUAUAUACCUUUUGCAAGUUUUAAUGAACACAAAGAUGUUCCAACUGGUGUAGCAUGGAGAGGCAGUCCUCACUCCUUCUUAUCGACUAGCAGGGAUUGUACAUUAUAUCAUCACGUGUUCAAAGAUGCUACUAGACCAGCAAGUAAAGCAAAUCCACAAGGUAUUGCAUUGAAUCCAAAAGGAGAUAUCGCGUACGCGUGUAAAGUAAAUGUUCAUGUUCAAACAACGAUGAAACAAUUGACUAACAUAAUGAGGAAAACACCAGCGACAAACGAUACUUUUUGUAUAGCAUCGAGUGUUAUGCAUAGAUUUUCCAUAAACAUGCCACGAGAACCAAAGUGGUUUAAAGCUUGCGCUGAGGGUUACUUACUUUCUGGAAGAUUAAAUGACAUUUGUGAUCAUAAUGCUACUGUUGCUAGAAAUGCCGGUAGAAAUGAUAUUAGUACAGUAUGGAGUAUCAUAAAAACUUUGUAUGCGAAUCCUAUGGGUUCUAUUUUAAAAACACCCCCAACUGCUUCCAAAGAAGAUAUAGUGAAUACAUUAAAUUUAGCACAGAUCACAAUAGCACCCGGUAUGGAUCAGUCAAGCGCAGGUCACGAAAACGAUGUAAAAUCCUUACAAGGAGAAGUAACCGGUGCAACUAGCGGAGGCGAUGAUGAGACCGAGACGGACGAAACACCGGAAAAUCAACAUUCUAUAGGGUCAAUGUUACCUAGUUACAAACGAGCAUUUAUUGAUCACAAAGGACCGUCUAAGGGUGACUUUUUAUUUGGAGAAAGCGAAUUCGAACCGAUGACAAUGGAAUACACUUCUAGUUAUAUGCAUAAUAUAAUGGCCAAUGAUAACGAUUGGACGUUAUCUAAGGAAGCUUUUCCAUUGCGACACGAAAUAAAAGAUAGAUCUCCACCGCCAGAACAAUUCCCUAAUCAUCCACCGGAUAUUAACGAAGAUUGCGCUUCGUUAAUGAUCGAGGAUCAACCAAGCCAAUUAAUUGUUUCGAAUAUCCCUAAACCACAAUUUUGGGAUCCUACGAACUUAAUUGAAGAAGCUUUAAAACACCACGCGGCUCUCAGGGAUAUACAGACUUCUGCAUCGAUUCUAAUCGCGCUAGGAGAGAAACGAAAAGGUUUGAAUAUUGAAACUGCUGUCCAAGAACAUUGGAUACUGGAGUAUUUAGAUAUGCUUGCGAGGUUUAAGCUGUGGAACGUUGCUACACAGAUAAUUCAGUCGGUCUGGAUUCCAUCUGUAUCACAGUUGAAUCAGCAAUCGACGGUAAUACACGCUUGUUGUUUAACUUGUACAAAGCCAUUGCAAAGGGCAGCGUGGUUCUGUGAUCGAUGUCAUUCCUCUCACCACGCACUCUGUUCUGUUUGCCAUCAGGUGAGACAUACGAGGAUAUUUGGUUUUUGUAUUUUCUUUUUACACCUGAUCAUCGUAUUUUGCUUUUGGUUACAGGUUGUUCGAGGGAUAUACGUGUGGUGUCAAGGAUGUACGCACGGAGGUCAUGUUGUUCACAUGAACGAGUGGUUUAGCUGUAAUCGACAAUGCCCAACGGGUUGUGGUCACAUGUGCGAGUAUACUUAAAAAUUUAUGGCAAAGAACACGAUGUUUUACUGUUUUGAGCUUCGCUCGUAUUUCUCAAGGUUUGUAAAAUUUAUGACUGUAGAAACUUGAUUUAUGAGUGACCGAAUCAGAAGGGAGAUUAAAUUAUUUAUUGACUAUAUUUUUGUAAUUUAUAGAGUAAGACCUGUAAUUCUAAGGUAUUACAUGUUUUCUUCUUGCAGUACAAAUUUUACAAAAAUAUAUGUAAACAUUAGCAAACAGUGUAGUUAUUCUUAAGAGUCAGUAACAAAAGACGUACGCAGAUCGACGUUAUAUCACCUCCGUUUCUCGGUUGUAAUGUACUGAGAAAGUUUUCAAAAACUAUUAAAAUGUACGAAUACUUAUCACAGGAAGGAUCGAAAAAAGUUAAUAGAAAAAUUGUUUAACUA